Scedosporium apiospermum is the source of this 1059-nucleotide messenger RNA. RefSeq lists its product as uncharacterized. The coding region runs from base 1 to 1059 and encodes 352 amino acids. The record is from RefSeq and is a predicted model, not a curated record. The transcript is spliced from 4 exons. Lineage: Eukaryota; Fungi; Ascomycota; Sordariomycetes; Microascales; Microascaceae.
AUGUCCCCCGCCUUUGCCACAUGGUUCGAGAUCGACCCGGAGGACGAUAAUGAAACCGCCGAAGCGAGGUCUCUCGCGAUCGACAAAGAACUCCUAGCGGACUUCCAACGAGAGAAUCAUCACUCUGUCUACUUUACCGGGGACAGAGAUCUUGGAACGCCUCUAGUUGCGAACCUUCUUGCAACGAACGUACAUGACACGUAUACCUAUCGCGAAGAUCUCAGUCAAGAGUUGUCUGCCUGGUUGAGGGACAUUCUGGAGGAGCUGAGCAAAAAUUAUAGAGGGUGCUACAAUAGCGUCAUUGGACAGGUAGAAUAUAUCAUGGCCAAGCUUGAUAUAUCGAAAGAAACUUUGACCGAAAGCAUCCUAGAGGGCAUCCAGGAGCUGUUGGGGAGCCCCAACUUUAAGCAGCUCCUCGAGACCGACUCUGGCCUGGUCCAAUAUCGCCUAAUCCCCAAAAAUCGGAGAUACUAUCUCGACAGCAUUGUCGGCCACCUACCCCGUAUGAUCUGCGGAGAGUACCACCCCACCACGGCGGACGUCGCCUUCAUCAUCCAAAGAAGAAGAGGAUUCUCGAGAACAACCGCCAUAUUAUCCCCGAAGGAGCUCGUAUCCGAUGCUCUCUUCGCCGUAUAUAUAUGGGACCUCACAACCCACGCCGAGAGAUUGAUGGAAGAUGAGAGUGUGUCAAUUUUAGACGAAACCUCUAUGAUGCUCAGUAGUUACUACCACUCGAGGUGGAUGGGGACAAAACCUCUCGUCCUAUUUCUCGUCAACCUCUCCGCAUUCAAAGACAGCUUCACGGUCGAGUCGUUCCGGCUACAACACCACGACUACUCUGGCGGCGAUGACCCAAAGGAGGCCAUUGACUACAUCACGGGGGUCUUGCGACGCCCGUUAAACUUGGAGAUGGAAAAACCACUCCUCUUCUAUCCCUGCGAUAUCUCGGAUGAGUCAAAUCUUGAUCAUCUGUUUGCGCUCGCUCAUCAAACUCUUGUCAUGAAGAACACACCGGUUUACGAAAGUGAUGAGGAGUUGGAGGAAAAAGAAAUUUGUUAA